CAAUGGUAUGUGUAAACGUGUAACAAGAAUUUAUCAUUAGGUUCAACACAUCUGACCGAAUGAGUUUUGCUGUUGUUGGUUUAAAUUCUAAAUUUGAGUAAUUUAAGUCGAAGAAUUUGACCGGAAACUUAAUCCUCUACUCUUCUUGGAAUGAAAGUAGAUAUACAUUCAUCUCUAGUUGAUAUAAGACGUUUUCUCCCCUGCAAUCAUUUGAAUUUCCGUACAUUUACAGUAUUAAGGUUUCUGUCUGUUUAUAUUAUUCGAACGCAGUUAUCAAGAGCUUUUUUCUCAUUUUGUUUUACAAAUGCAAUGACACUGCAACUUAUGUUCAUAUUACCAAGUAAUGAGAUCCAAGCAACUUAAAAGGCAAAAAGACUUAACUUGCGGCAUUCAUUUCGCUAUUUACAUUUAAAAGCAGUUUCAUCGGACCAUUUUUUCCAUAGUAUUGUAGACACUUUUUGCAUUUAGUAGUGUUUAGAUUAUGAUGCAAAUGUAUCUGAUAACAUAUACUGUCAUUUUGAUACAGUAAACUUUUUUGACCGCUAAACUUGAUUCAGUAUUAUAUCUGGUAAAUCUUUUGAAGAUUACUAAAAUUUCUUUACUGACGUGUCUGAAUCAUGAAAGGAUCAUGAAAGGAUAUCAAAUUAUGUUAACCUGUCAUCCGCGUUUUGUAAUAGUGGUAAAACUUUUGUUGAUAUAAACCUACAUUUGAGCACGGUAAGCAUUUAAAGUGCGCGUCUACAAUAGAAAUUAUUAUAUGAAUGACAGUUGUGAAAUAUUUACUAAACUGUAGGACUAGGAGUACCAAAAUCUGCAUUAGAGAAGUGUUGUGGCACGGAAAAAGUCUCCCAAUUAGACAAGAGGUAGAAAUGGAUGCGGCAGCUGAGAAACCAAGGCUACAGUUGAUAAGGAAGGUGUACAAGGGUGUAGUGAUGUUUGAGAAUGAGGUGGAAGAAAUAGAGAAAAUGGAGACACGUGAAGAUGAUAUAUGGGUAUGCAGCUUUCCGCGCUCAGGCACAACACUGACACAGGAACUGGUUAUUUUGAUUGAAACACGUGACUACGAGAAGGCAACUACAAUGCAGCUUGAUGAGGUAUUUCCCAUAAUAGACGUAAAAGAUGACAGAUUCCCAUAUUAUAAAGGCAUCAAAUAUGUAGAGCAGAUGAAGUCUCCGCGUUUGAUUAAAUGUCAUCUUCAUUAUCACAUGCUGCCAGAACAGUUACGACAAGGCAAAGGAAGAAUUAUUUACAUAGCAAGAAAUCCCAAAGAUUUAGUAACAUCAUUCUACAGGCUGAUGCAGUGGGGAGACCAGCUGGAGGAGGGAGACAAAACGUUUCAUCAGUUUAUUGAUGCUUUCAUCAACGGAACAGGAUUCUCGUGCCCAUGGUCCAAACACCUGUUAGAGUUCUGGGAAAAGCGAAAUGAUGAACAUGUUUUAUUUUUGAAAUAUGAAGAAGUGGUUAAGGAUAUGGCAAAAGCAGUAAGACAAAUUUCAGAAUAAACCUGUUACUGAUGAAGAGGUCGCGAAAAUAUGUGAAUACUGCCACAUUGACACCAUGAAAAAGAACAACAUGUGCAAUAUGUCGUAUUUAAGAGAUUUUAAAUAUGUCAAUGACGAUGCAAAAGGAGGCUUCAUGAAUAAAGGAAAACCAGGAGCAUGGCGCGAAUUGCUGUCGCCGGAAAUAUGUGCACGAAUUGAUGGAAUGAUGCAUGAUGAAUUAGAUGGCUCUGGACUUGUUUUAGAGGAAUACUGAUUCAAAAUUUUGUAAAAAUUUGACAAAUACUCAUAUACAAUACAUAUCCAAGACGA
Messenger RNA from Mercenaria mercenaria, 1811 nucleotides. Its product is annotated as sulfotransferase 4A1-like. The record is from RefSeq and is a predicted model, not a curated record. NCBI's taxonomy places the organism in Eukaryota, Metazoa, Mollusca, Bivalvia, Venerida, Veneridae. Gene Ontology annotation, biological process: sulfation. Gene Ontology annotation, molecular function: sulfotransferase activity. The coding region runs from base 762 to 1502 and encodes 246 amino acids. The transcript is spliced from 8 exons. Gene Ontology annotation, cellular component: cytoplasm.